Messenger RNA from Nicotiana tabacum (common tobacco), 1743 nucleotides. Lineage: Eukaryota; Viridiplantae; Streptophyta; Magnoliopsida; Solanales; Solanaceae. The record is from RefSeq and is a predicted model, not a curated record.
AUGUUUUGCAAAUACUGUAAGAAGCCUGGGCACUUAAUUGAAAAGUGUUACAAGGUUCAUGGGUUUUUUCUCAAUUUCAAGUUCACAAAGGGGAGAAGAAUUACAGCAAAUGCCACUGCUGAACCUGAGUUCACUACUGCUGGGCAUAAUGCUGAUGGUUCUUCUCAUUCUGAUUCUUCCGAUAUGUCUGAACAUACUUCCAUGAUUCCUGGGUUGUCCAUGGAUCAAUACAAUCAAUUGCUGGCUCUAUUACAACAGUCCCAUGUGUCAGAUACUUCUCCUCAGUCUAAUCUCAUUGCUUCUGCCAAUUUUGCUGGUACAUUACUAUCUGGUGAUCUGUUGAAUGUUGCUAGUUCUAGUUCAUGCAUGCUUUCUCAAACAAUUAAUCUAACUUGGAUAAUUGAUUAUGAGGCUACUGAUCACAUGACAUCUAAUAAAAAUUUUCUUACUAAUCUUACUCCUUUACCUGUUCCUUCUCUUGUGUCUUUACCUAAUGGAUACAAAGGCCUUUCUCUGAAGAAGCCUCUAGAUCUUGGUAAAUUAGACAGUGGUCUUUACAAGCUUGUUUGGAAAAGACCAUCUCAAUCUCAACUCUUUACAGAUUUACCAUUCAUGAAUAAUGCUAAUUCUUCAUUUGCUGUUCCUAGUUCUACAUUUACUUGUAAUUCUCCUGUUUCUAGUUCCAUCCAUGUUUCUCAUGUUUCUGCAUCAACUUGUAACUAUAGUUGUCCUAGCUUACCAAAUAUGUGCAUUGUUAUACCUAGUUGUAAUACCAUUGAAAUGAAUAAAAUGGAUGUUCUUUGGCAUCAAAGACUUGCUCAUGUUCCUUUUGUUAGAAUGAAAUUGAUUUCUGGCUUAUCUCAACUAUCAUCCAAACAACCUUUUAUUUGCAAUGUUUGUCCUAUGUCAAGGCAAACUAGGAUGCCUUUUCCAGAUAGCUCCAUUACUACUACCAAACCUUUCCAACUCAUACACAUUGAUACAUGUGGGCCUUUUCAUACAACUACAUAUUCUGGGGAUAAAUACUUCCUUACCAUUGUAGAUGAUUAUACAAGAGCUACUUGGACACAUCUAAUGGGGGCUAAAAGCAAUGCAUUUCCUUUGAUAAAAGCAUUCCUUGCAAUGGGACAAGUUAAAACCAAGGUUGCCCCAUGCAUCUUUCUUGGAUAUCCAUUUGCUAAGAAGGGUUACAAACUCUACAAUUUAACCAAUAAGAUAUGUCUCAUUUCUAGGGAUGUCAUAUUUCAUGAGCACUAUUGUCCUUUCUCUCAAUCCCAUCCUACAACCACUCCUAUUCCAUCUCCUUGUAUACAUGUUUCUGCCCCUUCUACUGCUUAUCCCGAAUCCUCUUAUUUUUCCCCCUCUCCAUCCUCCUCUUACUUUUUUGAUACUGCUAAUCCUUUAUCUCCCUCCUCUUCCUCUCCCCCUUCUAUUACUGCUGCUCCUUAUUCCUCUCCUACCUCUCCUCCUUCUAUUACUGUCACUCCUUCUUCCUCUCCUACCUCUCAUUCUUCUUCUAUUUCUCCUGCCCUUAUCUCUUCCACUCCUUCAUCUUCUGUUCCUUCUCCUCCUCUGAGAAGAUCCUCCAGGGACCAUCAUCUUCCCACCUAUCUUCAGGACUAUGCAACCUCCAUUCUUGCUUGGCAAGAUGUAAUGAGAAAGGAAUUUGAGGCUCUAGAUGCGAAUCACACUUGGGAUAUUGUAGAAUUACCUAAAGGCAAGAAAGCCAUUGGUUGCAAAUGA